AUGGAGGCGAUCACGGUCGUCAACAAGUUUAUAAGAAAGGAGUAUGGACUGACACACGUCAACAUGAAGACAGACGCUGCCAUUGACCUACGCAAUCGUAUCACCAUUAGUCCCAAGGGCAACAUUCUUUUCAGAGAGCGGGGGUCAACCCAAAAGCUCCUAAAACCAAGGGUAGUCCUAACAAGCAACCCGAGUGGACACACUUAUCAACACAGCACGACCAACAGGUCAGCAGUUGAACAGUUUACAGAGUUCAUCGAAUGGUCAUUGCAGAGUUCAGAGCUGUAG
This is a messenger RNA of Paramuricea clavata, 288 nucleotides long. Lineage: Eukaryota; Metazoa; Cnidaria; Anthozoa; Malacalcyonacea; Plexauridae. The record is from the annotation of a GenBank genome assembly.